AUGAGCGUGGCUGUGAACGGUAACACUCAGGAGGAAUACGAGGACGACUUUGAGAAAGAUCUGGACUGGCUGAUCAAUGAGGAGAGCAAGAAUGAGGAGCAGGAUGAAGACAACACCGAAGCCCAGAUAGACCACCACAAGCUGGAAGAUGAAGAACGAGGGAAGGAACUUGAUGAAGGGAAGAGUAAAAGUGACACAGACGCCAACGGAGAUAACGAAAGGUGGCCGACGCCCAUGGAUCCUUUGCAGGAUGUGUUAGAUGGCAAUGGUGAUUCUAAACAUGAGCAGGAUGAAGAAGAGGGUGAUGAAGAAAAGAAAUCCAUCCUGCAGAAGAUCGAACAGGCGAACAGGCAACUGCAGGACCAGGAAGCGCCGGACGAGACACGUCGUCGCCGUCUGCACUUCAAAGACACCCUCGUGGACCUGGUGGUCCCUGCCAGUGACCUGGAGGACAGUCAGGUGGACGUCUCGGGCCACAUGCUGAAGCUGAAGAUUUCCUCUCAGGAGGAAAGCCACAGAGGAGAUGGACACAGAGAAGGAGUGAGAGAAGGACGAGUGCUGGUGGAGAAGGAUGGAAAGUUUGAUCUUGUGAGUCUGAAAGAGGUGGAGAGUCCCGGAUUGCUCCCGCCUCUCCCCGAGAUGCAAAGAGAACCAGGUAAGAGUCCGUCCUCUUCCCCGAAACUGUUCUGCAACUCAGGUUCUUCAGCCUCCUCCGAACCUCGCUAUGUGCCCAGGCCUCCAGCACGACCCCGGGCGCGUCCCAAUUCGGCAAGCAACAUGCAAAGGGUGAUGUUUAGACACGGCAGCCAGCGUAGGGUUCAAUCAGCCAGCGGCGUUUCACCUCAUGCCACCUUUUUCCUCUCGCCGGAGCAGAAAGAGCUGCUGAACAAACAGCAGCAGAGGAGAGAGAAACUCGCCAGAGAGGAGGAAGAGCGACGGUGUGAGAAGGAGCAGCAGAAGCGUCAGGAAAAUGAGCUGGCAUUCAGGUCAUGGCUGAUGAAGAAGAGGCAGCAGCUGCGGGAGGAGAGGAGAGUGCAGAGAGCUCAGGAGAUGGAGAGGAUGAGCGGAAAGAAGGAGUGCUGUGACGCCGAGGAGGCGUUUAAACUCUGGCUGCAGAAGAAGCAGCAGCAGCAGCUGAAGGAGCGCCAGCUGGAGGAAAUGAAGAGGCUCGAGAUGGAGAGCAGCAGCUACCUGCACCAACCCGAGGAGUGUGAGAAAGCCUUCAGGCUGUGGUUGAGGAGGAAGCGGGUGGAGAAGCGGCUGGAGCAACAGGCUGCUCGAGAGCACUCUCGCAGGCUGUUGAUGGAAGGACGACGCACCAGACGCAUGAACGACCUCUACUACCCCGUCAAUGAGAUCCAGUCCCUCCGCUUCAACCAGCCCUACAGCUACCGUUUCUAA
Neoarius graeffei (lesser salmon catfish) is the source of this 1401-nucleotide messenger RNA. RefSeq names its product coiled-coil domain containing 181 (gene ccdc181). Gene Ontology annotation, molecular function: microtubule binding. The transcript has 5 exons. The coding region runs from base 1 to 1401 and encodes 466 amino acids. The record is from RefSeq and is a predicted model, not a curated record. Lineage: Eukaryota; Metazoa; Chordata; Actinopteri; Siluriformes; Ariidae.